This is a messenger RNA of Aspergillus eucalypticola CBS 122712, 4324 nucleotides long. Its product is annotated as P-loop containing nucleoside triphosphate hydrolase protein. The record is from RefSeq and is a predicted model, not a curated record. The transcript is spliced from 15 exons. NCBI's taxonomy places the organism in Eukaryota, Fungi, Ascomycota, Eurotiomycetes, Eurotiales, Aspergillaceae. Gene Ontology annotation, cellular component: membrane. Gene Ontology annotation, biological process: transmembrane transport. Bases 1 to 4254 code for a protein of 1417 amino acids. Gene Ontology annotation, molecular function: ATP binding; ATP hydrolysis activity; ABC-type transporter activity.
AUGAACUGCUCUAUCGCAUCCGAAGAUACUUUCGGGCCUCAGGCUCGAGACUGCUAUGGCGGCUACGACUUUACUCUGCUGUUCGAGGAGUCUGUGAUGACGAUCGGCCCAAUCGGACUUUUACUUCUUUGUCUUUUCCCUAGAGUGGUCUACCUACACAGAAAGGAACCGAGAGAUGGAAGUAAAGAUGGCGCUUAUACGGCCAAACUCAUCAGCUACGGGUGGUUUGCUGCCAUCCAAACGGCUAUUUUAGUAUCGUGGACAUCAAGUAGUGAACCCGUGACACGCACGACUAUUCCAGCUGCGGUGCUCAGUCUGGUCGCUGCUAUUAUGCUCGGUGUCGCAUCGCAAUUUGAACACACGCGCUCUGUGAAACCACCCCUUCUCACCGAAAUCUACCUCCUUCUUACCAUUGCCUUCGAUGCCGUUCGACUACGCACGCUAUGGGGUGUUGGGUAUCAGGGUCACAUAUUCAAGCUAUUAACUAUCUCGGUUGUGUGGAAGUUGGUCUUACUCGUGCAGGAGGCCUGGCCUCGGGCGCUUGGUACAUUGGAACAGUCAUACAGUCCUGAAGAGAAGGUCGGGUGGAUCAACCGGCGCAUGUUUUGGUGGGUUAAUCCGUUACUGUUUCUGGGCUCCAAGAAAGAUCUACAAGCGGAUGAUCUCUUCACUCUAAACCGGUCCUUGCAGUCUGAAGUUUGUUCGAAAAGCUUCUCCAAGGUGUGGCAGAAUUCAAGCCCGGAAAGAAAAGGCAAGAAAAAUGGACUUCUCUGGAUUAUGGCGUGGGAGCACAAGCUGGUUCUUCUCACUGCCGUUAUUCCUCGACUGUGCUUCACGGCUUUCACCUUCACCCAGCCGUUUCUUAUCGAUGCGGUCGUCAAGUACCUGCAGACUGUGUCGGAGAAACACAAUCGCAAGGAUGGAUAUGGGCUGCUUGGUGCAUAUAUCAUUGUAUACGUCGGUUUAGGGAUUUCCGAAGCAUGUUACCAGCAUAUCACAUACCGUACUAUCGUCCUCAUGAGGGGUUGCCUUGUGCCGCUAAUCUAUGAGAAGACGCUCUCCAUGGAUCCGAGAUCCGCCGAAGAAUAUGCACCAGUAACGUUGAUGAGCGCUGACAUUGAAAAGAUAGCCUUUGGUAUGCGCUACAUGCAUGAAGCUUGGGGUAAUAUUAUCGAAAUUGCUUUGGCACUGUGGCUGCUAUAUCGCGAGCUAAACUAUGGAGGACUGAGUCCUAUCCUUAUUGCAGUCGUGUGUGGAGCUACUGCUGCAACCAUGGCACCGGCUGUCGGGCGACGUCAGGCGACUUGGGUUGAGGGCAUACAAAAGAGAAUCGACGUCACGACAUACAUGAUCAACUCCAUGAAGAGCUUGAAGUUGGAAGGUCUUACCCCUUGGUUCAUGGAUUUUGUACAAGAUUUGCGAGUUCAGGAGAUAGGAUACGCUAAUCGCUUCCGAUCCUUUCUUAUAUACGCCGUCAGCUUGUCAUUCGGAACUUCAGUCAUAUCGCCCGUGGUCGGCUUCGGUAUAUUCAUCGCCUUAUCACGAUCUGACAAUGGCCCGGAGCUGACCACCGCAAGGGCAUUUACAACUCUGUCUCUGUUUUCAGUCCUUCAGAACCCAAUGUCAAUGCUACUGCAAUCGGUACCUAACCUCAUUUCAGCCGUUGGAUCUAUCGAGCGUGUCCGUGUGUUCCUGAUGACAGAGAACACCAAAGAAGUCGGCUUCCUCAGCUCCUUUACCUCCGAGCAAACCUUGUUCCCAGAAAUGGAAAACCUCCGAGAUAUGGAAUUGAAGGAUACAGAGAUGGAGAAUGCAGUCGAGGCGCUGAACUGGAGUGUGGGAUGGGUAUCUACUCGCGAGCCGGUUGUGAAACGAAUGACUUUCAAGAUCCGCCCGUCUACGCUAACGAUCAUUACGGGCCCAACUGGGUGUGGGAAGUCGACUUUGCUGGCUGGUAUGAGGGGCGAGACAGCCGUCACAAAAGGGUACAUGAAGUGUCGCUAUUCGUCUGCCGCAUUCUGUAGUCAAGAUCCAUGGCUCCAGAACGGAACAGUUCUGAGUAAUAUCCUUGGCCCUGCGACCUAUGAGCCGCGGUGGUUCCGGGAGGUCACGCAAGCUUCUGGGUUGAGGCAAGACCUAAGGUCGAUGCCGUUGGGUGUUCAGACGGUUGUGGGAAGUAAAGGACUGUCAUUGAGCGGUGGUCAGAAGCAUCGAGUGGCACUUGCUAGAGCGCUUUAUUCACGACAGCCCUUGUUGCUCCUCGAUGAUAUAUUUAGCGGGUUCGAUGCGGACACAGAGAAGCUAGUAAUAGCUCGGCUAUUCGGUCAAGGUGGCUUUUGUCGGAAACACAACCUGACAACCAUCCUUGCAACCCAUUCCACUCGCCUUGCCUCCUCCGCUGACUACACCAUCACGCUCGACAGCAAAGCCCGUUUCUCAGAAAAGGAGGAUUCAAUUGUUUCCAGCCUCCCCGGCCCUAGCGGAGGAGACUUCCUCCCAGAGCCCAUCAUGAGCGAUGCAAGACUGAGCUGGAUUGUGAGGCAGUCUAAUCCCGAUGUACCGCACGAACUUGCCGCACAGCUUGAAACAUCUGAUGCUAGCCGCCGGACAGGCGAUGUGACAAUUUAUAAGUACUAUCUUGAAAUGGUUGGAAUACUUAACUCUGUGGUAUUCUUUAUCGCGGUCGCGAUAUUCACUAUCAGUUUGGCAUUUCCAAGUGUUUGGGUCCAGUGGUGGGCUGCUGCGAACGAAAAGCACCCAUACGAGGACCUUGGAAUCGCUCCGAUAUCUUUCUUCCAUACGACAGAUUCUGGCGUGACUACAAACAAGUUCAGUCAAGACAUGCAACUGGUGGAUAUGGAGUUACCACUUGCCCUUGUCGAGACGAGCGUUGCCCUCAUGUCUGCAAUAGCACAGCUCCUAAUAGUUUUCAUCACUGGAAAAUACCUUGCAGCCAUCAUCCCGCUAUGCCUGGCAGUCUUCUACUUUCUCCAAAAGUUCUACCUCAGAACCUCGCGCCAGCUACGGUUUAUGGAGCUAGAAGCUAAAUCUCCUCUCUACUCUAAUUUCAUGGAGACCGUGAACGGACUGGUAACCAUACGUGCGUUCGGCUGGCAAGCUAACUUUCUUGAGAAUAUCUGCGGUUUAACAGAUGCAUCGCAACGGCCGUAUUACUUGCUCUUCGUUAUCCAAAGAUGGCUCACUCUCGUCCUUGACAUGGUCGUGGCAGGAAUGGCGACGCUGAUUGUUGGCAUUGCAGUCGGCGCUCCUGGGUCUAUUGGAGCUGGUUCUGCGGGACUGGGGCUACUGAAUAUCAUUAAUGUGAGCGAAAGUCUGAAGCAGCUUAUUUCGAACUGGACUGUUUUGGAGACAUCAAUCGGAGCAGUGUCGCGUGUCAGACAGUUUCAGGAUGAUGUUCAGCCUGAGGAUAGGCCAGAUGGACAUAUUGAAAUACCGGCGCGCUGGCCGGAGAGGGGUGACAUUAAGUUCUUCAAUGUCACUGCUUCUUAUAGACCCGAUAGCGAACCAAUUCUCAAUGAAGUGACAUUGUCAAUCUCAGCUGGUGAGAUGGUCGCUGUUUGCGGUCCUAGUGGCAGUGGCAAGAGUUCAUUAGUCCAACUCCUCUUCCGCCUUCUCGAACCCGACAGUGGUCAAAUUACUGUCGAUGGGCUCGAUCUUAGCUCUAUCUCAUGCCAGGACAUCCGAUCGUCUCUCUCAUGCAUAUCUCAGGCAGUGACCAUCCUUCCCGGUACUGUACGACAAAACAUAGACCCACUUGGGAAAGAAUCGGAGGAGAGUGUUACCAACGUGCUGAAAGAGGUCAAACUGUGGGACAUCGUGUCGACGCAACUUGGCGGUUUGGACGGCCAGGUGCAGGAAGAAAGCUUCUCGCAGGGACAGAAGCAGCUUUUGCGCUUAGCUGCUGCUAUGCUGAGGAAGAGCAAAGUUGUUGUAUUGGAUGAAGCGACUACUAAUUCUCUACCAAACAGUGUCGACCCCGAAACUGACGCUCUCAUGCAGCGUCUCAUCCGGACAGCAUUUGCAGACUGCACAGUUAUUGCAGUUGUUCAUCGACUCCAUACGAUUCUUGAUUUCCACAAAGUAGUUGUCAUUGAGAGUGGACGCGUCGUCGAGUGUGGCGCUCCGAAAGACUUGCUGGCCGAGAAUGGCCUGUUCAGUCAACUCUACGGGAGAGGUACCACUACCUCCACCACCACAGACAUGGAUCCUGAGAAGUCAUGGCUCAAGAUAUAAACAUUUCGUACCCACGCGCUUUUAUCUCUUGGCUGGGCUUCCUACGGUGUUGUUUUCAGGCGUUGUGCUU